Messenger RNA from Erythranthe guttata (spotted monkey flower), 1065 nucleotides. RefSeq lists its product as uncharacterized. The record is from RefSeq and is a predicted model, not a curated record. Lineage: Eukaryota; Viridiplantae; Streptophyta; Magnoliopsida; Lamiales; Phrymaceae.
AAAUAAACAAAUAAUGAAAUCUUGUAGUGAUUUAUGGAGCUGAGACUGUGAUUUUCACACAAGAUUGUUAAAUUAAUGAUAAAGUCAUAAAACACAUUCUUUGAGGAAUAAUUAAAAAAAAAAAAAUUAGUAAUUUAAGUUAUGGACAAUUACAUUGAGCCCAAUGAAUAAAAAUAGCUUUAGGGUUUAGUUUCCAUAGUAUUGAAAUUAAAUAAAUAAUCUUUAUAUUAUAUUUUUCAAAUUUAAUUAUCUGGUGCAGCAAAAAUUCCUAAAACCAACUCCACUAGUACCAUCUUUUCAUGCAUAUUUCCCCGGGUAAAUUGCAUUUUGCACCCCAUAAUUAACCUUAAUGGCGAUUUGCACCCUCACAUUUCCCCCCACCUUUUAUGCUUCUCUCGAGCUCUAUAUAUAUAUGUGCAUGCAUUUACAUAAUAUAUCCAUCACUUCUCUACUCAUCUAUUUCAAGUUUUAAUUUAGCUUUCGUCUCCGAAAAUGGCUGCAAAAUCGGCCCUCUUUCUGUUGGCCCUCGUACUUUUCGUUUCAACAACAAUGGGUUCGUCGUAUGUCGAAGAGGUAGAUAAUCUCGAAACUGGGCACCAUCACUAUAAUCAUUCUCACCACCAUCAUCACGCGAAAGCACCGGUUCAUGCACCAUCAAAGGCUCCAAAGAAGGCACCAUUGCACGCCCCGAUUCCUCCUCCGCCGAAGGCACGUCAUGCAUAUCCACCGGCCUCUCCUCCACACGGGUGCGUGGGAAUGUGCGCGUCUUACUGCAAGCUCGUUAGCCCGAAAAGGCACUGCAUGAAAACAUGUACCGCAUGUUGCGAUAAGUGCAAAUGUGUGCCUGUGCCUGGUUUCAAGAAAUGCAGCAACUGGGACAAAGUUAUGAUCCAUGGCUAUAUUGUCAAGUGCCCAUGAAUAAGUAAAUUAAUUUUGAUGAACUUGUAAUAGUAUUUUAUUGUCUUAUUUUGAACUGCUUUGUUUGUGUGUUGUUGUAAGACCUAGUGAUUGGGUCACUAAUAAACUUCUUUAUGGAAUAAUAAUUAUCAAUCUGUGUUUUUUAUU